Molecule: messenger RNA, 769 nt
Organism: Merops nubicus (carmine bee-eater)
Lineage: Eukaryota; Metazoa; Chordata; Aves; Coraciiformes; Meropidae
Gene: CA13
Product: carbonic anhydrase XIII
Exons: 6
Cellular component (GO): cytoplasm
Molecular function (GO): zinc ion binding; carbonate dehydratase activity
Source: RefSeq, a predicted model, not a curated record
ACUUCUCCUCCAAUGUGUUACAGGGCCUGCCCACUGGAAGGAGGUUUUUCCUGUCGCUAAUGGAGACCGACAGUCACCCAUUGACAUCAAAACUGAGGAAACCAAGUAUGAUCCCUCUCUCCGUCCUCUAAAUCCCAAUUACGAUCCAGCGUCUGCUAAAAUCAUCCUUAACAACGGACACUCCACCAGUGUUGAGUUUGAUGACACUGUCAACAAAUCAGUGCUGACUGGGGGGCCGCUCUGUGGGACCUACAGGCUGCGCCAGAUUCACUUCCACUGGGGCUCCAACGAUGAGGCCGGCUCAGAGCACGCGGUGGAUGGGAUGAAGUACGCAGCAGAGCUUCAUGUGGUCCAUUGGAACUCAGAGAAGUAUUCCAGUUUUGUCGAGGCAGCUCGUCAAUCAGAUGGAUUAGCAGUCAUGGCUGUCUUUCUGAAGAUUGGGGAAUGCAACCCCCAGCUGAAGAAGAUUACUGACCGCUUGGAUACCAUCAGAGUCAAGGGUAAAAGAGCACUAUUCACAAACUUUGAUCCUAGCUGUCUGCUUCCCAAAUCCCUGGACUACUGGACUUACUUUGGCUCUCUUACCGUUCCACCCCUUCUUGAGAGUGUCAUCUGGAUUGUUCUGAGAGAGCCCAUAAGUGUUUGUUCUGAACAGCUAGCCAAGUUCCGCAGCCUCCUGAGCACCGCCGAGGACGAGGCCGCCUGCUGCUUGCUGAGGAACUACCGACCCCCACAGCCCUUGAGGGGACGAGAAGUCAGGAGGAACUGA